AUGCAGACAUCACAUCCACUGUGUGUGUGACUACCAAUUGAACAAUUCACACAGACGCACACGCUCACGCACACACCCUCACAUUUGCUGCUGUCGGUGACGGAAUUUGUCUCAGCGGGAUCCAGUCGACAGGUGGUCGUCAUUUUUAGAUCCUCUGUGACCUCACACGCCAAUACACAAAUUGCGUAUGCCCGCGGGUAUGUGUGUGCGGGUGUUUCUUUUAUAUUCGUGGGUGUGUUACAUUCUGUGCAUGAAUAUUUGUGAAUUGCGUGUCUUUGGGAAUGUGGUGUGUAUGUGGUGGUUUGUGCUGCCUUUGUGUAAGAGUGUGCGUGGUUUGUUUUUGAGAGUGAAUCGUGGAUGCGUGUGGUGCGCUUGUGCAUAUGUGUGUGACCACAUUUCACAUCUCACAUGGCCCCCCCUCCCCUGCCACGCCCCAUCCUGUGCUUCUAUUUAAAGGGCCCCCAAGCGGGCGUCUCACCCACUGACCGAGUGAGCGAGCGACGAGCCGGAAGGCUUGCCACCGUUUGCGGGAAGAUCCGGAAGCUGACCCGAAAGGAUCGUCAGGCUUUAGCAACAGAUUUGCGACAUCCUCCGCCAUAUCUCUUAGAUCGGGACGAAGCGGGCUCGGGCGGCGUCCCUCCUGGAACGAUGAGCGGCCCCCAAACGGAGCCCCCCGCGUUCAAACGCGCGGUGAGAAAAAUCCGAUGCGCCGCCAUGGUGGCCAGCCUGGCCAAGAGUUGGCAGGGUUGGGCCAACGAGCACGCCGACAAGCAGGACGCCGCUCCUACCGGGUGGAUGCCUUGCUCAACGGGCCAGAAGGACGCAACCGAGCGGCGCCCUGUGGACAAAGUCGCGAAACCCAGGAAAAUGGACUCGAGUGACGCCGAUCCCAUCCGGAGUGUUUCCAUCUCGAAAAGCGUUCAACCCAAACUGAGCGAGUGUGGCGCGGAUCUGGUCAAUGCCAUCCGCGGGAAGAUGGAGUCGGGUCCCGAGGAUAGCAAGCCCUUCCUGGGUAACGAGUCGCCCACGCGGCGGCGCCACAUGAGAGCGCUGCAAGUGAGCGGCGCAGGCGGGAGUGGCAUCAUCCACGAAAGGAAGUUGAUGCUGCAGGACAGGAAGUUGAGCUCCAGUAACAGCAGCCUGGACACGGAGGACAGCGGUUUGGGGGACGAGGUGGUGCCCGGAGACGGCGCAGACGCCAAGAUGGAAACGACCAAUGUCAAGUGUAAAAAAGUUGGCUGCAGGCCCACGAUUAAGAUCACCACCACGGGUGACAUUAAGGGUCGCUGGCAGCAGUGGUCCGAGGAGCACACGGAGGGCCAGAAACUCAAUCCCUUCAGCGAAGACUUUGACUACGACUACGCCAUGAGCCUGCGCCUGCGCAAGGGCGACAGCGGUUACGGGCGCCCCAAAGAAGGCUCCAAGACGGCAGAGCGGGGCGACCGUGCGCACAAGCAUAUCCACAGGGAGAUGGAGGAGAUGGUGUGGAUCAUCCGGGACAUGGGCUUCCGGGACGGCGAGGGCCGCGCCACAGUCACCUUCGGGCGCCUCUUCGACCGCUACGUGAAGAUCUCGGACAAGGUGGUCGGCAUCCUGCUGCGCUGCCGCAAGCAUAAGAUGCUCGACUUCGAGGGCGAGAUGUUGUGGCAAGGACAAGAUGACCACGUGGUCAUCACCGUGAAAGACUGAGAUCGGUUUGGGAGCCACGCGGCGGGCCAGCGGACAUGGCGACACUUCAUCGAAGGACUCUGUUGGAAAGGUCGCCCUUGCCAAUGUUGGCCGAGAAGGUGAAGAAAUCCAUCCCCUGUAUGAACUUCUGUUUUCAGCUCGAUUCCACGUCUGUGGGCAUUUAUCGAGCUCGGAGAAGGAUGUGGAUUAGACAGUUGGAAACGGAAUUGGAAUAAACACAUUUUUCGUGCUAUCUUUUUUUUUUUUUUUUUUUUAAUCCAUCGUACUUUAUUUAAUCCAAGUCAAAAAUGUGGUCAUGUGCAUCCAAGUAAAUAAACAAGUCGAAAGAAAAUGACUUGAGUUAGCAAUCACUUGUUGACUUUAUGUAUUGAAUAAAUGUGAUGCUUCUGAUCAUUUUCUAAAUGUCUUUUUUUAAUUUACUUUUUCAUUGAUGUUCGUCGUGGGAAGCUACAUGUUCACCUUGUGCUGAAAUCAAACCCGACAGGCCUUGACUCUAACAUUCAUGUGAACAAUUUAAGGCUUUGCCCUUUUAGGAAAAAAAUGAAUCUAAGAAGACAUCAUUAAAACGGGAAGUUGACAUGCCCCAUUAUGCUUGGCCGAGGUAACAAUUACGAUUAUGUCAUGGGAUGUU
Hippocampus comes (tiger tail seahorse) is the source of this 2320-nucleotide messenger RNA. It is a transcript of the gene abraa, whose product is annotated as actin binding Rho activating protein a. Bases 409 to 1689 code for a protein of 426 amino acids. Gene Ontology annotation, molecular function: actin binding. Gene Ontology annotation, cellular component: sarcomere. Lineage: Eukaryota; Metazoa; Chordata; Actinopteri; Syngnathiformes; Syngnathidae. The transcript has 2 exons. Gene Ontology annotation, biological process: positive regulation of transcription by RNA polymerase II; positive regulation of Rho protein signal transduction. The record is from RefSeq and is a predicted model, not a curated record.